Molecule: messenger RNA, 1212 nt
Organism: Tachyglossus aculeatus (Australian echidna)
Lineage: Eukaryota; Metazoa; Chordata; Mammalia; Monotremata; Tachyglossidae
Gene: LHX5
Product: LIM homeobox 5
Exons: 5
Coding region: 1-1212 (403 amino acids)
Biological process (GO): neuron differentiation; regulation of transcription by RNA polymerase II
Cellular component (GO): nucleus
Molecular function (GO): RNA polymerase II transcription regulatory region sequence-specific DNA binding; DNA-binding transcription factor activity, RNA polymerase II-specific
Source: RefSeq, a predicted model, not a curated record
AUGAUGGUGCAUUGUGCAGGAUGCGAGCGGCCCAUCUUGGACCGGUUUCUGCUCAACGUCCUGGACAGGGCUUGGCACAUCAAAUGCGUCCAGUGUUGUGAGUGCAAGUGCAAUCUGACGGAGAAGUGCUUCUCGCGGGAAGGGAAGCUUUAUUGCAAAAAUGACUUUUUCAGGCGAUUCGGCACCAAGUGUGCGGGCUGCGCCCAAGGCAUCUCCCCGAGCGAUCUGGUGCGGAAGGCCCGCAACAAGGUCUUCCACCUCAACUGCUUCACCUGCAUGGUCUGCAACAAGCAGCUGUCCACCGGCGAGGAGCUGUACGUCAUCGACGAGAACAAGUUUGUUUGCAAGGAGGAUUACCUGAACUCGCCCAGCCUCAAGGAGGGCAGCCUCAACUCAGUGUCCUCCUGCACGGACAGAAGUUUAUCCCCGGACCUCCAGGACCCUCUGCAGGACGAUCCCAAAGAGACGGACCACUCGACGUCGUCGGACAAGGAGGCGGCCAACAACGAGAACGAGGAGCAGAACUCGGGCACGAAGCGGCGCGGGCCCCGCACCACCAUCAAAGCCAAGCAGCUGGAGACCCUCAAAGCCGCCUUCGCCGCCACGCCCAAGCCCACCCGGCACAUCCGCGAGCAGCUGGCGCAGGAGACCGGCCUCAACAUGCGGGUCAUCCAGGUCUGGUUCCAGAACCGGCGGUCCAAGGAGCGGCGCAUGAAGCAGCUGAGCGCCCUGGGCGCCCGGAGACACGCCUUCUUCAGGAGUCCGCGGCGUAUGCGCCCGCUGGGCGGCCGCCUCGACGAGUCUGAGAUGCUGGGCUCGACGCCCUACACUUACUACGGAGAUUAUCAAGGCGACUACUAUGGUCCCGGUGGCAAUUACGAUUUCUUCCCGCACGGGCCUCCCUCUCAAGCCCAAUCUCCCGCGGACUCCAGCUACCUACAGAACUCAGGCCCCGGGUCCACGCCGCUGGGGCCCCUGGAAGCCCCUCUCCCUGGACACCACUCUUCAGAAAACCAAAGGUACACGGAUAUGAUCUCGCACCGGGACACGCCCAGCCCGGAGCCGGGCCUGACAGGCUCCCUGCACCCCCUCCCCGGGGAGGUCUUCGCCGGCGGCCCGAGCCCCCCAUUCUCCAUGUCCAGCAAUAGCGCCUACAACGGGGGUCCCCUCUCACAUCCGACCCAGGAGCUGAACGAGGCCGCGGUGUGGUAA